AUCUUUCCUCACAAUUCUCUCACCCUCAACACCAGCUCAUUCCAUUCAAUUCAAGUCCCACAGCAAAUUGCUCUAAUCAACCAUUCAAUUUUAUUAAUUCCAUAGCUAUUAUAUAUGAUGGCCAAACACAACAAACUGUUUUCUCUCUUGAGUCUUUCCCUUGUAUUAUCUGUACUUCUCUCAGGACAAAUGGGGGAGCAAGCUGAAGCUCGCCUGCAGCAUCAUCACUCCAAAAAUUUGUUCGUGUUCGGGGACUCCUAUGUUGACACCGGCAACACGAGAAAAGAUGCACCUGGUUCAUGGAAAGAGCCUUAUGGCAUAACUUUUCCUGGAGAACCUACCGGAAGAUUCUCGGAUGGUCGAGUUCUAACUGACUACGUUGCGAAGUAUUUGGGACAGAAAUCGCCACUCCCUUACAAAUUCCGGAAUGAGGCGCCACAUCAUUAUUUGAAGCAUGGGAUGAACUUUGCCUAUGGUGGUACAGGAGUAUUUAACACAUCCUCAUCAAACCCAAAUAUGACUGUCCAGAUCAAUUUCUUAGAGCAGCUCAUUGAAGAAAAAGUGUAUACUCCCUCCGAUCUCAGCAACUCUAUAGCUCAAGUAGCUGUCUCAGGAAAUGACUACAAUUUUUACUUGGCCACAAAUGGCUCCCUCCAGGGUUUCCCAUCUUUCAUCUCCUCAGUGGUUAAUCAAACCAUCACUAAUUUGAUUCGCAUAAAAAACUUAGGAGUGAAAAAAAUUAUUGUGGAUGGUCUACAACCCCUUGGUUGCCUUCCUCUAAUUACUGUCGCAAACUCAUUCCAGCAAUGCAAUAGCACCUUCAACCAACUCGUUCUUCUCCACAACAACUUGUUGAACCAAUCUGUGACCAAAUUGAACCAAGAAGCCGAGGACCACUCCACCUUCGUAAUUCUCAACCUUUAUGACAGUUUCUUAUCAGUGCUUAAUGAAACAUCAAAUGGUAACACUUCUGAUCAGUUAAAGCAAUGUUGCAUUGGGGUAAGUAGCCAGUAUUCCUGCGGGAGCGUGGACGAGAACAACGUGAAGAAAUAUACAGUUUGUGAAAAUCCUAAAUCAGCUUUCUUUUGGGAUACGUUUCACCCAACACAAGCAGGUUGGAAUGCUGUGUUUAACAAGUUGAAAAAGGAUGAUCUUCGUCAACUUAAAUACUAGAGAGUUGUGCAUGGUUAUUGCUAGUUCAAAUUCUCAUUUCUUGUUUAAUAAUGCACCUUCUAAAUAUGAAAUAUUCAAAUUGAUUGUUAUUUCUUGGGAGGUAAAGAUGAUCAGUCAGUUACUGAAUCUAUUUUGUAAGUUAUGAUCAUUAUAUGAAAAUAAAGUAAAUUAGGGUGUUGAA
Messenger RNA from Lotus japonicus, 1354 nucleotides. RefSeq names its product GDSL esterase/lipase At5g03610-like. Gene Ontology annotation, molecular function: hydrolase activity, acting on ester bonds. The transcript is spliced from 4 exons. The record is from RefSeq and is a predicted model, not a curated record. Lineage: Eukaryota; Viridiplantae; Streptophyta; Magnoliopsida; Fabales; Fabaceae. Bases 115 to 1173 code for a protein of 352 amino acids.